Molecule: messenger RNA, 1364 nt
Organism: Dreissena polymorpha
Lineage: Eukaryota; Metazoa; Mollusca; Bivalvia; Myida; Dreissenidae
Product: zinc metalloproteinase nas-15-like
Exons: 10
Coding region: 139-1206 (355 amino acids)
Source: RefSeq, a predicted model, not a curated record
CCUUAUCAACAACAAUAAUGUAGUUGUACAGUGCGCUCGUGAGAAUUACACCACAUGCUGGUUUACUUUCAAAUUUCAAAUAAUAUCUAAGACGAAGUAAGACGUGUUUAAUUACAGUUUUCGAAGAGUUCGUGUAAAAUGUGGUUUCUUGUGUUCGGUUUAGUUACGGUCGUUUCUCGAUGUACUUAUGCCAACAUUUGCUUUUGUACAAAAGAUAAUUCAUCGACAGCGGUGUUUGCCAAGCGAAUUAUUGCUGACAUAAAUGGCUACGUUGUUAACCUCCAGUGUUUCUACGGUCAUUAUAAGGAAGGGGACGAAUGGAUCUCAGCACAUGAUGGAACAAUAGUUGUGCAUAUAAGACGAAUUGACGUAUCAACUUGCGGACCGAAUUCCAUUCCUAGCAACGGCAUAAUCGGGCGCUUACAGUGGACAGAGGAAAACGCAAUGACCGCUUAUUCAGGUCGAUUGAUCGAGAAUGUUUACCGAAAACGUUUCGUAUUAGAUACUGAACACUCAUCGACAACGUUAAUGCCUAAUACCAGUGCAAAUAAACAGGCAGAAAGCACUUCGGAAGUGUGCGAAGAUGUCGACAGCGACUGCAAAGAGUACGGCUACGGCUACAUUUGUGUCGGCGAUAGGAUACCAUGGUCACGUGUUCACUGCAAAAAAUACUGCGGGUUAUGUGAAAAUCAUACUUCAACAACUGUUAAUACAUCACCAACAACAGUGCCUGUAGCAGCAUACAGCCAAUCAUCGCCUCAGCAUAGAAGCACAGCUACACAUGCUACGUCAACCUUUGAAGUCUGCAUAGACGUUGACAAAGACUGUUACACGCACUACCACGACAAGCUCUGUGUCGGUGAGAUGGAACCUUAUGCAAAGAUCCACUGCCGAAAAAAUUGCGGUUUCUGUAAAAACCCAUGGUGCGAGGAUGUUGAUCCAGACUGUGACAGCUAUGGGCGUGGGUACAUAUGUACUGACCAUUUCAAACCAUGGGCCUCUAUACACUGUGCGAAAUACUGCAACUUCUGUGACCAAGGUUAUACCACAACUGCUACGAUGGCAGCGACGAAAACAACACAUGCGACAAUUGUUAAGCGAACUCCAUCGAAAAAAUGGAGCGUAAACGAUGACAACAAAACCUUAAGGGUGGAUAUUGAACUAGGAAGAAAAUCGUUGUAUUUGAAAUUGUACCAUAUACAUUAACCAAAAGCAAUGAACACACAAACUAUUGCAAACGGAUUGUGUGACAACUAAUCCCUUGGGUGUGGUAUUAACUAAGGGUAACUUAUACAUUUUUAACCUAAACACAUUACAAAAUUGCGACUUGUUAUGGUCAGAUGAUUCCUGGGAUAAUGUUGACA